UUCCUAGCAUUUUAUAAAUACAAUGGAAUUAUUUUAGCAAAUACAUAUGUAUGUAUAUGUGUUAAAAAUGACCGAUUAGUUUACAAAUUCGAAAUAUAUAGAAAUUAAUUUCCGUUCAUAUAAAAAUUAACAUAAAAUUCCGUUUACAUUAAUCUGCAAUUGCUCAAUUUUAUCUAAUGUGAUUUAGUAUUUGUUAGAAAACUGUCUAAACUUGAGUUGCCCUCCACGGCGUAAAGUUCAGCUCUUAUUAAUAAACCUCCAUCUGUCUAUGUAUGGCUGGCUGUCCAGCCAGCGUAACCUAAUCUAACCUAGAAAACUGUUUUACUUAAAAUAACAAUUUAGGCCACUAACGAACCAAUGUAUAUUUACCCUAAAACCGUUAUUAAAUUUCUAUUAAAUCUAAAAAUUGUUUUUUAAUAUUUUUGGAAAUAUUUCUUAAUACAUUGUAACUUGGAUAGCGUAUGGCAUUGCCCGCGUUAUACUAGUGAAAUUGGCGGUUUUCGCACAAAUUAUUUGACCAUUCAAAAGUCAUCAGUCGAAGAACAAUCCUCUAAGCUGAGGAAAAAUAUAUUAGGCAUUCCUCCUACCACUGUUUUCUGAACUUUUCUCUGCAAUGAAUCUCAACUUUCGUAGUAACUGCCUAACAGAUAACUUAUAUUACAACACCAAAAACACUCACCCAUAUGUAUACAGACAACAACAGGGUAUUCACCAUCACUACGUAGAAAUUUCGAUUGUUUAAUUUCUGAGUACUCGAAUUUUGAUUGUAUCUUCCUAGUAUAAUCGUAUGAAAUACUAACAAACGAAAAUGAGCAGUCAAAUAUUUAAAUAAAUUACAACGAUUUUAUCUUAUACAAUUCUUCUGUACUUCAUACACAUUUGUAUCUAUGAAACACACCUUGAUUAGUAGUCGAAUAUGUCUUUUUAUUAUUUUUUAUGAAAUAUUUCGCUUUAAGCAUUUAUGUAGUAAUAACAUAGCAUUAAGCACAAACUUCAACUUUUCUAAAGAAAUCAUUACUACACUUUGAUCUUGAAUAUUUUUACUUUGCUCUGCUCCCCGAAAAUAUAGCAAGCUCCCUAAAACAAUCUCAAGCAGACCAAGCCAAAAAAGUAAAUUGACAUCGAGGCGAUAAAAGAUUUUCUUUGAUUUUUUACGGAUGUAAGUUAAAAAAUACUAGAUUUACAAACUAUUAUCUUAAAAAAAAAACCAAAAAAAAUAUUGAGUUAAUGUGUUUCGACUGGCCAUUGCAAAGCGCCAAAGAUAUUCUUUUUGAACUUGCACACUGGACUCCGCACGAAACUUGAGCGCGGUGACGAAGAUGCGGAUUCCUUGGACAUUAAACCACCACAAGCGAACGUGCUGCACUCGCGCGACUCCACAGGCUCGCGACGCAAGGACAAGUCGUCCAAAGAGAAAAAACAUUCCAAAGAGAAGAAACAUCGCGGCGAGCGCGAACGAGGAAGUGGCCGCGAACGCGGUGAAAGGGAACGUGAUUCACGCGAUUACGACACACGGGAACCACAUGGCCGAGAGCGUGACAUGCGCAACGACCGCGGCGGAGGUCCACGUCCAGGCGAUAUGGAGCGAGGUCGCGACCACCGACGUGGCGGCGAGGAUCGCGAGGAGAUGUUGCGUUAUCAUCAACGCGGUAGCAGCGGUUAUGAGCGUGACGAUGUUAUUAACAGAGAUAUGAUGUCGAACAGCGAGCGCCGUUAUGCAAAGCAAUAUGAACCACACAACAAUGAGGUGCGACGAAAUAGUGGUGGAGGCGGUGGUGGCGCUGUUUAUCAUCAACAAUAUCAGCACUCACAUAUGCAGCGACAAAGACCGGAUUACUAUGAACGCGGUUCAGGUGGCGGCGGGUACCAUCAUGGCGGUCUGGAUUAUUAUAACAAUCGCCACCAACAGCAACAACCAUACGGUGGUGGUGGCAAGCAUACACAUGUUGAGUACAAUGAUGUCAACUAUGAGGUGCAACGUGAGCGACGCAAAUAUAACUACGAAGCGCAGAACGAGUCGGAAAGCAUUGAACAGGAUUUGCGUUCACGGUUGCUUAGUAAAAGGCAUAAAUAUGUAAAAGGCAGUGGCGGCGAUAUGAUCGAGCUAACGGAAAGUUAUGAGACCACGACAACAGUGCAGCGACAACGGUACAGUGAUGGUGAACGUUAUCGGCAGAAACGCGAAAAAAUUAGAGAAUCCGUAAUUGAGGUGCUGGACAGUCCGGAGGUGGCUGAAGUGGAGGGUGCAGGUGUAGAAGAAGGUGAAGCGCACCGCCAACGCCGCAAACAUAAACGGCGCAACAAAGAGCGUGAAAUCGUGCAGGUGGAGACGGUUGUGUCGACGGAACGCGUCGAACGCACAGAAAAGCGCAAAACUCCUGAUGAUCCGGAGGUAUUGUCACGACGGGAAAAAAUACUAGCUGUGGAACGUGAGAAGGAAAAACGCAAAGAAAAAGCACGUGAGGAAUUGGAAGCACGCCGUCGUGCUAGAAAUGCACUUAGUCCAAGCGCUGUGGCAGCGUCCGUUACUGCUGGGCUCAACGUUAUGAAACGUAAGAAGCAGGAUGAGCUGGCCGAGGUGGUUAUAAAAGUUAAACGAUCAAAGAAAACUACAGCUUCAAAGCAGCGUAGUGACGAAGAGGAGGAGGGCGAGGCAUUGGACAGUGAUGACGAAGACGAUGAGGCGGACGAGGAUGAUAGCGAGGAUAUGGAAACGGACAGUGGCAGUGGUGAUAGUGAAAGUGACAGCGAAAGCCAUUCUGAGGUAGAAGCUGCUAAAGAGCGACACGAAAAACGACACCGUAAACAUAGCAAAACAGAGAAGAGGAAAAGGAGUAAAAGGCAUCAUAACCAUCGGAUGCGUAACAAUGGUGUUGAUAAUGACGAUAACACUGACGACGAUGACAAUGAUGAGGAAGAUGAAGAUGACCUAGAUCUACCCGAAAGUCCACUUUCUAUAGGUGAGCUUUCGAAAUCGCCACGUCGUCAACAUCGCACAAAAAAGCACAAAAAGAAAAAAUCCAAAAAGCACAUAGAAAACGAUGAUGAAGAUGGCGAUCAACGUUUAUCACGUUCGCGUUCUCAUUCCGCCCAUUCAAUCUCCCACUCACGUUCAGUUUCACGCUCUCGUUCACACUCACCUCGCAGAAAGAGCACACAUUCACGUUCGCGUUCGCAUUCAGGUUCACGUGAUUCUUCACGACACCGCACAACACAUUCACGAUCACGUUCUCGUACUCGUUCUCGUUCAGAUUCGCAUUUCGAUUCACGGUCAGUGUCCUCACGCUCGCGCUCACCUUCCCAUUCAUCAGGUUCGCGCUCGCGUUCAAAGUCACGAACACGUUCACGCUCACGUUCAGAAGAGCGCGAUAUGAAGUCGGCGCAUAAAUCGGAGGCAGAAGCUACUGCUGGUAACAAGCGUCGUGUAGAAGGUGGUAGCCGAGACGACUCGCCAGCACGCGAUGACAAAGGUGCACCACUGCCAGACUAUUUUCCAGGUAUACAGGGUUGUCGCUCUGUCGAAGAAUUCCAAUGUCUCAACCGCAUUGAGGAGGGCACAUACGGUGUGGUAUACCGCGCCAAGGAUAAACGUACCAACGAGAUAGUUGCUUUAAAACGAUUAAAAAUGGAGAAGGAAAAGGAAGGCUUUCCCAUAACAUCUUUACGCGAAAUUAAUACUUUACUAAAAGGUCAGCAUCCAAACAUAGUGACGGUUCGCGAAAUAGUUGUUGGCUCCAAUAUGGAUAAGAUUUUCAUUGUUAUGGAUUAUGUGGAACACGACUUGAAAUCGUUGAUGGAGACGAUGAAGGCGCGUAAGCAAUUCUUCCUUCCCGGCGAAGUCAAGUGUCUGGUGCAGCAAUUAUUGCGAGCGGUUGGCCAUUUACAUGACAACUGGAUAUUACAUCGCGAUUUAAAGACCUCUAAUUUGUUGCUAUCGCACAAGGGUGUGCUAAAAGUAGGCGAUUUCGGUUUGGCUCGAGAAUAUGGUUCACCAUUGAAACAUUACACCUCACUGGUUGUUACCCUAUGGUAUAGAGCACCGGAGCUAUUGCUCGGCACACUGGAAUAUUCAACGCCCAUCGACGUCUGGUCGGUGGGUUGCAUUUUUGGCGAAUUUCUACAAAUGGGGCCACUAUUUCCCGGCAAAACGGAGACAGAUGAGCUUAACAAAAUUUUCAAGGAACUCGGCACACCAAACGAACGAAUUUGGCCCGGUUAUAAGGAUUUGCCAAUUGUUAAGAAUAUGUUAAGUCAGAAUUCCCAAUUCGCCGACUAUCCUGUUUCAAAUUUACGUAAGCGUUUCGCCGACAAAACCACCGACUUAGGCAUUGACUUGCUACAGGGUCUUCUCACCUAUGAUCCCAAGAAAAGACUGACCGCUGAAGCGGCGCUUAAACACAGCUACUUCAAUGAACUGCCUCUGCCCAUCGAUCCAUCUAUGUUUCCUACAUGGCCGGCGAAAAGUGAACUGGGUGCGCGCAAAGCGCUCGCCUCCUCGCCCAAACCACCCUCUGGCGGUUCACAGUUUAAACAAUUGGGUCGAGACGAAAUACUUGUGGGCAGUAGUGGUGGAAGCAAUGCAGCCGGUGUUGCCAAUAGCAAUAGUAAGGUAAUAUCUGGCAUUAUAACAGGUAAUAAGAAAACUGCUGCGAAUACUGGUUUUGUGCUAAAUGCAGGCAUUGAUCAGCGUCAACUGGCCAUGGGCCCGGGAUUCAAUUUAAAAUUUUAAUAAACACUUUGCCACGCACUAUUUGUUAACUGAUAUUUGAGUGUGAAUGUGUUUAACAGUACUAUUGCUUUUACAAUAUAUAUUAGUCAUUAAUUAACCGUUCUAGUUAAUUACGAGCAUAAGAUCCAGAUUUAUCAUUUUUCGUUAAAUACAAUUCUUAUUAAUAAACAUAUAUCUAUGUAUAGCUCGUAAGCUACAGUCCAGAAAAAUUGUUAAAACCGUCACUUAAAUCAUUUGAAUAUGCAAUUAUCACUAAAGAAGUUCAACCAAACGAUUUUACCAACAAAACAAAGAGAAUCCUUGAGAGCUUAAUACAAAACACUGGUAAUUUUAGAAACUGUUAAUAAUAACAUCUAAAUAAUUUUAGAUAAAAAUUUAUCGUUGAAAUUGUACAAAUUACAUACAUGCAUUAUAGUUGGCGGCAGGUUUAUACCUAAAGGUUUACACGAGGCAGAUUGAGUCAGGCAAACAUAAUAAUCAUAAAAAAUAGAACAAUAGUUGGAUAGAUAUAAGCAUUUUUUGAGUAAUAUAACAAUGUUCUAGAUGUAAUAAACACUUAACUGCAGAAAACCGAAUGUAAAAAUGAAUGUUUAUAAGAAUGGAAAAAGCCUAUGCUGGAAAAAGACCUAUAAGAGAAAUACAAGCAUAUAAUUUUGCAAGAAAAGUAAAAUACAAACAAAAAAAUGUUCUUAUUUCAAUAUCAGAGUGAGGUAAAUAUUUUU
This is a messenger RNA of Bactrocera dorsalis (oriental fruit fly), 5451 nucleotides long. RefSeq names its product serine/threonine-protein kinase PITSLRE (gene Pitslre). Gene Ontology annotation, cellular component: nucleus. The coding region runs from base 1541 to 4729 and encodes 1062 amino acids. The transcript has 3 exons. Lineage: Eukaryota; Metazoa; Arthropoda; Insecta; Diptera; Tephritidae. Gene Ontology annotation, biological process: protein phosphorylation; regulation of mitotic cell cycle. The record is from RefSeq and is a predicted model, not a curated record. Gene Ontology annotation, molecular function: cyclin-dependent protein serine/threonine kinase activity; ATP binding.